CCUCGUUUUUUGACUGCUGACUUCUCAUCCACUGAUAAAAGGCCGCUCCUUUGACCCUUCGGCAACGAGUGCUCUCCCCACUUCUCCACUUCCUUUCUCUUCAUCUCGGUACCUGCCGCCCUCCUCCAUUCCUGCUCUCUUUCUCGGAUGGCUCUUCUUCCGGUGGCGCUGCCCUGCCUCUCCUCCCUCCUCCUCCUCCUCCUCCUCGUCGCCUCGCCGGCCUCCUCCAGCAACUCCGAGGGAGAGGCGUUGCACGCAUGGAGGACGCGGCUCACCGAUCCCACCAACGUGCUGCAGAGCUGGGAUCCCACCCUCGUCAACCCCUGCACCUGGUUCCAUGUCACCUGCGACUCCCAGAACCGUGUUAUUCGCAUAGAUUUGGGAAAUUCCAACAUCUCCGGCCCUCUCGCCUCCGAGCUUAGCCGCCUGGAGCACCUGCAAUACCUGGAGCUCUACAGGAACAACUUCGAGGGCAAAAUCCCUGCGGAGUUGGGCAAUUUGAAGAGCCUCAUCAGCAUGGAUUUGUAUGAGAACCGACUGCAAGGAGAGAUUCCAAAGUCCUUUGCCAAAUUGAAGUCACUUAGAUUCUUGCGGCUAGACAACAACAGGCUUUCCGGAGCCAUUCCCAGAGAGCUUGUUUUGCUUUCAAAUCUCAAAGUCUUGGAUGUUUCAAACAAUGAUCUUUGUGGAACCAUUCCAAUUGAUGGACCAUUUGCAAACUUUCCUCUUCAGAGCUUUGACAACAACAGUAGACUUAAUGGACCGGAGCUACAAGGACUCGCCUCCUAUGACUUUGGCUGUUGAAUCCAACAUGUACCAGCUUUGAGGAGUAUGCUGCGAUUGGGUGAUCACAACUGCUUUCAGACACACAGGAAGAUGGCUAUAGUUUAGUGGUUAUACAAAUCUUGGAUGACCAAUAAUCUGAUAUAUGUAGUGUUUAAAAUGUUAUGUAGCAAAAGGAUCUAUGCCACCAAUCCACAUAGAAUCGAAAUGAAGACAAAACUUGAAUUAUCAUAAAGAUUGCAGUGUGAUUGUCUGUUAAUGCUGAUGACAGAACUAUUUGCUCGAGUUCAAAGGAAAAUGGCAGAAUGUUACAUGUUCUUGU
Musa acuminata subsp. malaccensis (wild Malaysian banana) is the source of this 1105-nucleotide messenger RNA. RefSeq names its product leucine-rich repeat protein 2. Gene Ontology annotation, molecular function: protein binding. The record is from RefSeq and is a predicted model, not a curated record. NCBI's taxonomy places the organism in Eukaryota, Viridiplantae, Streptophyta, Magnoliopsida, Zingiberales, Musaceae.